This is a messenger RNA of Suillus paluster, 1560 nucleotides long. RefSeq lists its product as uncharacterized. The record is from RefSeq and is a predicted model, not a curated record. Gene Ontology annotation, molecular function: oxidoreductase activity. Lineage: Eukaryota; Fungi; Basidiomycota; Agaricomycetes; Boletales; Suillaceae. The coding region runs from base 156 to 1139 and encodes 327 amino acids. The transcript has 4 exons.
GCCUCCAUCCCGAUUUUGCAGUGCGACAUCCUGAAGUUGUCCUGUACCCCACUUACAUCUACUAUAGGUGCGCAUGCAUCUGAUGCCAUCAAAUUAAGACAUCACUCGGGUAUAAGUACAGCAAUUGCAUUCAUACCCUGCUGAAUUCGAUAGCGAUGUUCGAAUGUCUACAGCAUCUCAGGAUUGCACCAGUAACACUAGCCCUUGGAGUCUUGCCUCUUGGUCUCCUUCUUCUCCGGAACCUACGACCCCCACCACGGCUUGCUCAGAUCCCACCAACACAAGAGAGAGUCCUCAUACUAGGUUCGACGAGCGGAGUAGGUCGUACCCUUGCUCAUCAAUAUGCCAAGAGAGGUGCGCGAGUGUGCUUGGUAGGACGAAGGGAGAAAAUGCUCGAGGAGGCUGCUGAGGAAUGCAGGAAGUUAUGCAAAGGCGAUCAUGUGUUGAGUGUGCGCGGGGAUUGCGCAAGCGUGGAAGACAUGACAAAGGUGCGCGACACGCUGAUCAAAGAGUGGGAUGGCAUAGAUACCCUCAUAAUAACUGCUGGUGUUUCUGCCCUUCAACCAUUGAUGUCAGUCGCUGGAGUGACUGCUUCCGAGUCUCCGCCACAUGCCACUGCAGAAGCCAUUGGCCACGCGGUUGGUGUUGCUAAAGCCGCCCUCGAUGGCAAUUUCUUCGGUCCAUAUAUUGCAGCAAUCACAUUUAUACCUCUCCUUACGACCUGCUCCACAUCACCAUCUGUUCUUCUACUUUCAAGUGUGGCAGCAAUUAUUCCUGCCCCAACACGCACCCUCUACGCUUCCACUAAAUCAGCUUCCUUAGUACUCUUUCAGGCGCUCGCAAUCGAGCACCCCCGUAUAUCAUUCGUGUGCUUCCUUCCUGGAACGAUUGAGGGAGACUUCCGCGCUUCCGCGGUCGACACACCACCCAAUUCCUCUCCUAUUAUACACGAGGCUGACCCGAACAAACACGGCUUGCGACGCGAAGCGGUGGCGAGGCGCUGUAUUCAGGCCAUUGAUCGUAAAGAGAAGAUAGUCAUCAUGCCCCAGUACAUGCGAGUUGGACACAUCUUGUAUUGGAUCUGGCCAGCCCCUGUGGAGUGGAGGGCAAGAGUGAAGUACAAUUUUAGAGUCGACUAGGGAGGAUCUAUCAGAAUCCUGCCUCGUAUGGAAACAUGGAAACAUUGGAAGGAAGUUACACUCGGGACCGAUUUAUCUAGACAUCGGACAGAAUCACGUGUUAUGAAAGUCAAUCGGCGUUCUUGUAUACUUUAACUUAUAUCCCUAUAGCUUGAGCACACAUCCACCCCGUCAUGCUACGUUCCCCAGCGUGGCCCUUGCAUCAUGUUGUGCGUGAUCUCUCCACCAGUGAGGCGUUUGUGUUUCCUGCGAGGGAUCCCUGUUCUUUGCUGUCCAAUAUCAUGUAUAUGAUUAACCCAAUGCAGGGUUUUGCAAGGAUGGCAACUUGAAAAUUUGAAAGCCCUGAUUCAUUGCCCCGCAGGAGCUAGUAUGCUACGUAUUAGUGUAGCUACCGGACAUGGAAAUGAAUUCGUCCCCCUCA